This is a messenger RNA of Paramuricea clavata, 3623 nucleotides long. The record is from the annotation of a GenBank genome assembly. NCBI's taxonomy places the organism in Eukaryota, Metazoa, Cnidaria, Anthozoa, Malacalcyonacea, Plexauridae.
AUGCAGUACUGUGAAGAAGGCUGGCCUGAAAGACAGUCCAUUCCAGAUCUACUCAAAUCUUACUGGAGUGAACGUGGUGAGACUUCAGUCGUUAAGGGCGUGAUAUUAAAAGGAAGCAGAAUACUCAUCCCGUCAAGCAUGAAAUUAGAUUUUUUAGACAAGAUACAUCAAGGACACUUGGGGAUCACCAAAUGUCGCGAAAGAGCUAAACAGUCCGUAUGGUGGCCUGGAAUCAGCACGCAAAUACAAGAGUUAAUAAAGAACUGUCGGACGUGUGCGAGAUAUCAUGUGAACAAACCAUUGAUUCCCACAGCAUUUCCUGAACGCCCUUGGCAAAUCGUUGCAGUAGAAUUCUUCAAGUGCGAGAAUCGAGAAUAUUUGUUGGUAGCUAGUAGACUAUUUCUCAAGGUACAUAGAGUUAUGUUCAAUGAAUUAACAAGAGCAAGACGGCAACCGAAGUGUACAAGGCGUUAUAAACGGUGUUUGCUAGAUUCGGAAUACCGGAAAGAGUGGUAUCAGAUGUUACGAUAGUUGUUAAUAUUAUUAACCGAUUUAAUAUUCCGACGGAAGUCAUCUUAGGGUGAUUGACGUGUCAUGUUGUUAUUGUAAAAGUAUGUGACAUUGGAUAUAUAUGCAGACGUUCAUCUAGACGUGUAAAAUACAUGGUUUAAAACUCAUAUUUUAUCAAGUUUAUGACUCUAUGGCGGAUUUAGAAACAUGGUGUCAGGAGUGGGAUCAAUAAACUAAGAAAUAUGUCGGACACAGAGAUUGGUACAAACAGCGAAGAAACGGCACAACCGGCGACGACAGAGACAAGCUCACAACAAAGCAACACAGUAUCGACCUGGCCGACACUCUCAGCCGUCAUUUCAUCAAGGGUCAACCAACAAAAUCCACAUUCGAAGAAGAAUUUGAUCAAGUACCACUGACCGCAAUAAUUAAUCGGAUCAUAGCGACGGAAGAGAAGAUAUCCAAAUUGAAAGUUGAAACAGAGAAGGAUGAAGUCCUGCAGCAAGUGAAAGGAGUCAUCCAGGCAGGAUGGCCAGGGAACAAGAACGUGCUAGAUCCAACUUUGGUAAAUUAUUUUCACGUGCGAGACGACCUAACUGCGCAAGAAAGUGUCGUCCUACGCGGUGAGAGGGUUGUAAUCCCAAAAUCUUUAACCCUAUUUGUACCGAGGUUUUUUCAUGUUGAUAUGACCGGGGGUGCGCUGAUAGGGCACACCCCUCAGAAACUCUGUCGAUUAACUGCCAUUAUCCUAUAAGUUUUAUUUUUAGUAAAUUUUAUCUUUUUAACCUAAAAAUAACAAAAAAGUUAAAUUCACAUCCAACAUGCUGUUUUUUGGAUCCCCCCCAUUGAAUAUGACCGCCUAUAAAAAAAUGGCGAAUAUAUAUAGCUAAUAUUUUACCCAUUUUGGUUAUAUUUUGUAAAGAGAUAAUAAAACAUCAGGAUGUGAUAUUUUUUGGGUCUUUUACAGUCAAAAGACAUACUUUUAUGUUAUAGCAUAUCCUGAGAUGUCCAUAAACACCACUAUUUUACUUUCCAAGUUGGCAUUUCUGUACCAUAUGAAAAGACAUACAAAUGAAACUUAUCUGUCUCUCAUAUAAACAAUCCAAAUCAUUUUCAAGUUUCAAUAUCACUGAUUGUAUUACUUCAUAUCACUGUGACAGUGUCAUUGUUGUAAUAAUGUUCCAUAUAUCGCAUAAUUUUCGCAAUUGUGCAUUCUGUUGAAACUCUAGCACUUUUUGUUGGCAUAACUUCUUUAGUAUAAACAUAAAACAUUACACUGAAGUCAACCAACAAAAGUUUGUAGAAAAAAUACAAAAUGGCAACCAUGUUUUAUACCAAUAUACUAUGUGUUACAUGAAGUGUAAGGCAGGUGAGCUACGAGCCUGCAGUAUAGUUUUGAAAACACAAUAUUCACUUUGAAAAUCAUGGCAAUCAGUCUGGAUUUUAUGCAAAAUAUUUUACUCUAAUUUGAAAAUUUCUUGUAUGAAAGUGUUCAAUAUAUAAUGCAUCCUACAUGUUUGGUGCUGCUCAAAGACAGGGAGAUGUUAUGCCUUCAAGGUACAAAGAAAUAUGUGUAUUUGUAUAUAUAAAAAUAUUAUAAAUAAGUAUUUUAUAUUAUAUUAUAUAAGUAUUAUAUUGUAUGCUAUAUUAUAUGUUGUACUAUAUUUUACUAUUUUAUAUAAUAUAUUAUGGAUAUUCAGUUUACUUUGCAAAUCAUGUGUAAUAAUCCAUCUUUAUGUUCUCUAAUUAUAUUAUGUUAUUUAUGUCCUGGGAAGUGAUACAGCCAAAAAAUACUAUCCAACCCACAUUUUCCCAUUUUUGGCUUCGACACCUUGUUUGACAAAUGUCGACAAACGUCCGGAUAACUUUGAAUUUUCAGAAAAAAAUUUUCGCAGUCAUGACGGCAGAGGAAAAAUAUUAAAAUUCAUGAAAGCACAGGAAAAUGGGAUCAUUUGUUCAGGAAUGACGGAUAAAUAUUUAUAGGGGUGCGCUCAUUGUGCACACCCCCGGUACAAAUAGGGUUAAGAAAGGAAAUUCUGGAGGAUCUACAUACCGCGCAUCAAGGAGUGGAAUCAACAUUACGAAGAGCACGAGAGAGAUAAAAGAAUACAUUUCCAGAUGCGAGACAUGCACCACAUUUUCCACUAGACAGUCGAAAGAGCCGCUUUCAAGCCACGAAGUACCAAACCGUCCCUGGGCAAAAAUCGGUACCGACCUUUUCCAAUUCCAAAACAAGUAUUACCUGGUGACGGUAGACUAUUUUUCAAACUUUUUUUAAAUAGACUAUCUCAGCACCACGACUUCUAAUACAGCUAUAAAGAAGUUGAAAGGUCACUUUGCGCGGUACGGAAUACCUGAUGAAGUAGUAUCAGGCAACGGGCCACAAUACGAUUCAGAUGAAUUUCAAGCGUUUGCCAAAUCCUUUGGUUUCAAGCAUACUCGCACUAGCCCACACCAUCCUCAGUCGAACAGUAAGGCAGAAUCGGCGGUAAAGCAAGCCAAAAAGAUCCUGCAAAUGACUAGAGAAAGUGGCACCGAUUAUUAUCUGGCUCUUCUCGACAUUCGAAACACGCCGCAGGAAGGACAUAAUUCAGUCUAGUCCCGCCCAACGAAUGAUGAAUCGACGUACGAGGACAACCCUUCCUACCUCGAAAAACCUUCUCAAACCCCGCCUGACAGGAAACAAUGGUACAAACAUAGCCAAGAAACAAGCGAAACAACAACAUUAUUACAACAGAGGAGCAAAAACACUCGCGCAAUUGCACGAAGGCGACAGAUUUAAAUUCCAGCCAUUUGGACUAGGGAAAAAGAAGUGGAGUGAUGUGAAAGUCAUUAGGGAAGUUCGACCCCGAUCAUACGAAGUUGAAGCAAACGACAGAAUAUAUAUUAGAAAUCGUAAGCAUCGUAUCUACGCAAAUGCACACCAGCCCAGGAGUUGGAAGUCGAAGAAGAGGCAUACCUACCAAUGCCAGAUUAUGGUCGAGAAGAAAAUAACGAACCGGAAGGGACGCAACAAGAGAGAGAUGAAACACAACGUACCUCCAGCCGAACGCGAAUUACCGGAGACCAGGAAUACCGGACGCGCAGCGGGCACGUAUCGAAAAGACCAGUAA